GCCGCUGCGUUCUAUUCAUUCUUCUUUCAUUUCUUCUUCUUCUUUCCUUUCUUCUUCACCCCGCCGAUGAAUUAUGUCUCCUCAAACAAUAAGAGUAGACGGUGAAGACAGACUGCUAUUCCGGCGAACUACUCUUCAAUGAAAUUCCGCACUGCAAAAUCAAAACCCCUUUCAAUCCAUCGGCAUGGCGUUUUCUUUGCUCAGAAGGACCGUUUUCUUCACUUCAAUCACAAAUCCGCUUCUAUCGUCGCGACUACUCUGUAAGUUUUCUUCUUCAAAGGCUUCGACAUCUAUCGAACAGGGUAGGGAGCAGCGUUCUGUCGGCAAUAGGCUUCACUUAUCGCCAUUAAUUACGGAUCUCCCAAAGUGUGAUUUAAUUGAUUGCAAAAUUGAAUUAGUUGAUUAUGAGACUUGGCGCGUCUCGUCGGCAUUAGCUGAUGCUUGGAGAGGCAGAAACGAGGAUAAAUCAUUGAAAACGAGUUCAUCGUUGAAUCACGGCUGCAGUGAUAAAAGUUUUGUUAAUUCGGGUGCUGAUUUUGAUUUUGAUUCCAUUGAGGAUAUGCGAAUUCGUGGAAAUUUGUUUUACAAGCUUGAUAAGGAUUCCAAAGAGUAUGAAGAAUACAAGUUUGAUUUCCAUGGGAAGAAAUCCUCAAGAAAUGAAAGAGUUCCGAAACAAAGUACAGCAAAAUCUACAGAACUUUCGAAAGAAAGUACAGCAAAAUCGAAGGUAAUGGAUGAGAUAUCGUCAAAGAAGGAUCAUACUACAGCAAUCAAGAGAAGUAAAAUGGAGUCAUUGCCAAUUGAUAGGGAUAACAAAUGGAAUUCUCAAAUACACGAAGAGGAGGAUUCUUGUGUUGAAAAGAAGCAAAGAGUUCCGACGUUUAAUCAACUAACAGCACCCUACCACGAACCGUUUUGUUUGGAUAUUCACAUAACAAAGGGCUCGGUGCGAGCCAGCAUAAUCCAUCGUGCAACGAGCAAAGUUGUGGCUGUGGCGCAUUCAAUUUCCAAGGACAUGAAAUUCGACAUGAGUUCUUGCAAGAAUAGGAGCGCUUGCGUCGCAGUCGGGGAAGUUUUGGCUCGGAGAGCCUUGGAAGAUGACAUCCACAAUGCCGUGUACACGCCACGAAGAGGGGAGAAAUUGGAGGGCAAGCUGCAAGUUGUUCUUAAGUCGAUUAUUGAUGGAGGGAUUUGUGUUAAGGUGAAACUUAAGCAAAUUAAAUUGCGAAAAGCUAAGGGCCUUACCCGAAGGCGAUCUGGAGAUUGAAUUAUUGGUAUAAUAAAUGAUCUUGAGGUAAACAGUGGCAAUCGACUGCAAUCUGUUUUGGAAGCAAUUUUUAAGGUUUUUCUGUUUAGAAUGGCUAGCAACCAUUACAAUUUGGGUUGACCUUAAGGAGAAGAUGCCGGUGAUUCUUACCAUUAAGUUUUUUCUUCACAGAAUAUCUUAGGACCUGAAUGGCUCUUGUGCAAGACAUCAAUGAUUGAAAGCUUUUCUUGUAAAGGAUGCAAAAGAUUGCUGCCAUUUUGAACUUUGGAGGAUCCCUACAUAUAGGCCAAGGUUCUGUGCGGUGAGUAUUUAGUUUCAGUAUUCCUCAGACAAAAUACCAUUUACUUUAAUGUUGUGUGUAUUAAGGUAUCUGCACAGUAUGUUUAGGUUUUAACAUUUGACAACCUUGAAGUUGAUGGGGUAUCCGCCAGGGGAUUCUCAGCCCAACAUACAUAAUAGGGGAAGGUUCAGUACCGUGGCAUCCAUAAAAUACAAAAACAAUACAAGUCUUUUAUUAAGGCCAUCUCCAAUCCAGCGCCAUUAAUGGCGCUGGGUUGCCAGAUUUGGCUUCGUGCGCUAUCUUUUGGUGUUGCUACAAUGCAACGCCAAUUUUGGUGGUGUUGCUCCUUUUUUUUUAAAUUUUUUUUUUAUAUUUAAAUUUAUUUUUUAUUUUUCUAAAUUUAAAAAGAAAUAUUUUAAAUUAUAAAAAUAAAAAGUUUAAAAUAAUAGGAAAAAUUGAAUAUUUGAAUAAUAAUAGUGAAAAAUAGAUUUAUGGUUGGAUUAAAAUUACGGUAGCAACUGCAUAUUUAGAAUUAAACAUGGAUAAAUGGAGUUGAUGGAUUAGAGAUGGCCUAAAAACAUCAUGUGUUGUUUGUAACAAUGACAUGUACUGUUUGUUUAUAAUUAUACGUGUGUUGUAUAAGUGUAUAUCAUGUGUUGAAAUGAACUACUGCAUGUGUUGUACGAGAUUAUACGAUGUAUUGUUAAUUCAUGUGUUGUGUUUGUAUUAUAUAAAUAUAAAUGAUGUCUUGUCACUAACAUUACCGUGUGUUGUUUGUCAACUAUCUGUGUAUGUUGUGCUUGUAUUAUAUUAAUAUAAACGAUGUGUUGUUACUA
Andrographis paniculata is the source of this 2383-nucleotide messenger RNA. RefSeq lists its product as uncharacterized. Gene Ontology annotation, cellular component: ribosome. The coding region runs from base 185 to 1267 and encodes 360 amino acids. NCBI's taxonomy places the organism in Eukaryota, Viridiplantae, Streptophyta, Magnoliopsida, Lamiales, Acanthaceae. Gene Ontology annotation, biological process: translation. The transcript has 2 exons. Gene Ontology annotation, molecular function: structural constituent of ribosome; 5S rRNA binding. The record is from RefSeq and is a predicted model, not a curated record.